Messenger RNA from Stylonychia lemnae, 870 nucleotides. Lineage: Eukaryota; Ciliophora; Spirotrichea; Sporadotrichida; Oxytrichidae. The record is from the annotation of a GenBank genome assembly.
AUGAUAUUUGGUUUCAGUAGAUUGCUUAUUAUUAGUCCCAAGCACAACUUUACUUAUAGCCUAAAUCCGUUUGAUGCCCUUAACUUCUGUAAAUAUGAAACUCAGAAACAAUAUUUAUUGUCAAAUCUCAUAGCUGAGUAAUAGGAAACUGCUCCUCCUGCGUUUGAUGGAGAUUAAUAAGACAAACUCCUGAAUAGCAUUGAUAUGAGGCCAAAGGACAUUGAGGUAAAGGAAAGCAAAUUGUGGAAAGAAAAGGAUGUUUCUAAGAUUGAAGACCUAAAGACAAUUGAGAAGACUUUUGAUUGGUCUUUCAGUACUCCAUUCAAGGGCACAAUAUCCUCAUUGAGUGAGAGUUUAAAAGAAAAUAGUACCUUUAAUCAGCAAAUUGAGAGUUUUAAUGAAUUAAUUGAAUAAGUUGUUGGGCCGACUGAGUUGAGCUAAUUGCCAGAUUUCAAAGGCAAGCUAGAUUAUACGAGUAAGACUAGUAUACCGCUACUCUUGCUUGGCAAAGACAACCCUAUUUUGCAUUAUGGGGAGGUAGUUUUAUUUGAGGAUGAGCUCGGGGACAAGGGUUAUUCUAAAUGUUUCGUUAGAUACAGGGUCAUGAAAGAUUGCUUUUUCCUAUUAUUAAGGUCAUAUACCAGAGUAGAUCACGUCUUAGUCAGGAUACUUGAUACUAGAAUAUUCCACGAAUUCGGUUCUAAUGUUUUGAUCAGAGAUUUCAUUCACAAGGAGAGCACAUAUGAGUAUUUAAAGAUUAAAGAAGUUGAUACAAGCAGUAAAUGGAGCCUUUCUCAGACACAAUCAGACGAUAUUUACCAAAACCUUGAAGACAGGCAUCAUACUAAUGAUUAGAUUGUGUUAUCUUGA